Molecule: messenger RNA, 894 nt
Organism: Anolis sagrei ordinatus
Lineage: Eukaryota; Metazoa; Chordata; Lepidosauria; Squamata; Anolidae
Gene: CTRC
Product: chymotrypsin C
Biological process (GO): proteolysis
Molecular function (GO): serine-type endopeptidase activity
Source: RefSeq, a predicted model, not a curated record
CCUCUGACCAUGCCUAAACUGCUAUCCACUCACCAUGUUCAAGCUCCUCUUUGUGGUUCUGUUUGCGGGCUAUGCCCACGGCUGUGGCAAACCGGCCUAUUUGCCCAACGUUUCGCGGGUUGUCGGCGGCGAAGAUGCGAAGCCCCACAGCUGGCCUUGGCAGGUCUCCCUCCAGUAUGAUAAGAGCGGGGUCUGGGCCCAUACCUGCGGUGGGACCCUCAUUGACUCCAAUUGGGUUUUGACGGCCGCCCAUUGCAUCAGCUCCAGCCGGACGUACCGGGUCCUUUUGGGGAAGCAGAACUUGGUGGAGGAAGAGGCCGGGCAGGUGGCCGUGGCCGUGGAGAAGGCCAUCGUCCACGAGAAGUGGAACUCCUUCUUGGUCCUCAACGACAUUGCGCUGCUGAAGCUUGCGGAGCACGUCUCGUUCAGCGACACCAUCCAGCCUUCUUGCCUCCCGGCCGACGGCUCCUUGCUGGCCCAGGACUAUCCCUGCUAUGUCACCGGAUGGGGGCGGCUCUGGACCAAUGGGCCGAUUGCGGAUGACCUCCAGCAAGGCCUGCUCCCGGUGGUGGACCACGCGACCUGCAGCAAGUGGGACUGGUGGGGCUCCAUGGUCAAGACCACCAUGGUCUGCGCCGGAGGAGACGGGAAGAUCUCCGGGUGCAACGGGGAUUCUGGUGGUCCUCUGAACUGCGAAAGCGGGAACACGUGGGAGGUCCACGGCAUCGUCAGCUUCGGGUCCGGACUGGGAUGCAACACCGCCAAGAAGCCCACCGUCUUCACACGCGUGUCGGCCUACAUCGACUGGAUCUCAGAGAAAAUGAACUCGAACUGAGAUGCCUGGGAAAGUUUCGAAUCCGUCUCGAGAGAAGCUCAAUAAAGAUUUCAUUGCAA